AGUGUAGAAGGCCUAGCUAGAUUCUCAGCCUUUUUUCAUCCCUUAUUCUGUCCUGGAUAGCUGGAUAUAUUAAAGGCCUAUAUCAAUAGCUCUAAAUCAAUAUUUCCAACUUUUCCAAAUGAUGAUAUAGGGAAAUGGACUUGGACUAAGUUUGUAAUAAGGCUUUGGAAAAGUCGAAGUGAUUGUUAUAACGUUGUUGUACACAGGCUAUACGCGUUUUCAACGAGGGAACUGCGUACCAGCAUGCAACUCCACAAAACAAAACAUCGACUCCUUAACCACAGCUUUUGGCACGCCCAAGUAGGAGGCUUGUCUCUGAAAGAGGUCAUUGUGUAGAGAUGUGAUUGUGUCUGCGAUGCUGUGUGGAGUGGACAAGACUCUGUACUGUAUUAGUUGGUCAGCACUGCAGGGAUUAGUUUCCUACACAGACGGGGAUUGCUAAGCCUGAAUCAUGCUCAUCGUCAUACAACUAACUGGGAGUGGAGCCGAAAUUGUGCAAGAUACAGAUAAGAGAUUUCUUUGGACCUAAAGAUUGCUCGGUUGUUGCCCGGAGUCAUGUUCCCCGCAAGUCCACCAUUCAGUUAUAAUGCUUCACGAGGACUCGACUUUUUUGGAACCAUCGUGAUUUGCUGAUGUCCACACGUGUUUUUGUUGAAGUGGCCAGGCUUGGAUAAAACUGGAUCAAAAGCUAAACAUUUUCGCGGAUAUAGUUUUUUUUUUUUUUGCUUGCUGGGAUUUGCUUAAAGUCAAGGAGGAAGGUGUGGACGAUAGUUUUAGCUAGUUGUGAUCCAGCAAAAAACAUUCAUAGACAUGGGGAACGCAGGGAGUAUUGACCAACAAACUGAUUUCAGGGGACAUAACAUGCCGUUGAAACUGCCUAUGCCGGAGCCAGGUGAAUUGGAGGAGAGAUUUGCAGUCGUUUUGAAUUCUAUGAACCUUCCUCCAGACAAAGCAAGACUACUGAGGCAGUACGAUAACGAGAAGAAGUGGGAGCUCAUCUGUGAUCAGGAACGAUUCCAAGUGAAAAACCCCCCUCACACGUACAUCCAGAAGCUGAGGGGUUAUCUGGACCCGGCAGUCACCAGGAAGAAAUUCCGGAGGAGGGUGCAGGAGUCUACCCAAGUCCUGAGAGAACUGGAAAUUUCAUUAAGGACCAACCACAUUGGGUGGGUGAGAGAAUUCUUAAACGAAGAAAACAAAGGCCUGGAUGUGUUGGUGGAAUAUCUCUCUUUUGCACAGUAUGCUGUCACGUUUGAUGGUGACAGCAUUGAGAACAAUCCGGAGAACUCGGUGGACAAGUCGAAGCCAUGGAGCAGGUCCAUAGAGGACCUCCAUGGAGUGACCAGCCUUCCAUCCCCGGUCACUGGAAACAGCAUCUCCCGUUCAGGGAGACACUCCACGUUACGUCUUCUGUUCCGAGUCCCAGACUUCAGCAGCAACAGCAGGACGCCGAGCUCUUUGAAAUGCCCCAAGUGUUCGCAAGGACGAUGUUGCAACACCCUGCCGAGCCGGAGAACUCUGAAGAACUCCCGGCUGGUCUGUAAGAAGGACGACGUUCACGUCUGCAUCAUGUGCCUGCGGGCUAUCAUGAACUACCAGUACGGCUUCAACAUGGUGAUGUCCCACCCGCAUGCUGUCAAUGAAAUUGCACUUAGUCUCAACAAUAAAAAUCCAAGAACCAAAGCUCUGGUGUUGGAGCUACUGGCCGCAGUGUGUCUCGUGAGGGGGGGACAUGAAAUCAUUCUCUCUGCGUUUGACAACUUCAAGGAGGUGUGUGCUGAGACCCAGAGGUUUGAGAAGCUGAUGGAGCACUUUAAGGACAUGGACAACAACAUUGACUUCAUGGUGGCAUGUAUGCAGUUCAUCAACAUCGUGGUCCACUCAGUAGAAGACAUGAACUUCAGGGUUCACCUACAGUACGACUUCACCAAGCUCUGUCUGGACGACUACUUGGAUAAACUGAAACACACUGAGAGUGACAAGCUGCAGGUGCAGAUCCAGGCGUACCUGGACAACGUAUUCGACGUGGGAGCGCUGUUGGAGGAUGCCGAGACCAAGAACGCAGCACUGGAACGCGUGGAGGAGCUGGAGGAGAACAUGUCACAUAUGACAGAGAAGCUGCAGGACACGGAGAAUGAGGCCAUGUCCAAGAUCGUGGAGCUGGAGAAACAGCUGAUGGCACGCAACAAGGAGCUGGACUCCAUCAGGGAAGUGUACAAGGACGCCAGCUCGCAGGUGCACACGCUGCGACGGAUAGUGAAGGAGAAGGAUGACGCCAUCCAGAGGCAGUGCCACCUGGAAAAGAAGAUCCACGAGUUGGAGAAACAAGGCACUAUCAAGAUCCAGAAGAAGGGCGACGGGGACAUCUCCAUCCUGCCCUCGCCUCCUGCCCCCGGGGGUCCGCUGGUGGCCGGAACGGAGGGCGUGUCGGGGAUCUAUAACGGGGGGUCGAAUGGGUUGUCGGGGAUGCCCGGGCCGCCCCCCCCUCCCCCACCACCUGGAUCCGGAGCUGUGCCAAAUGGACCACUCGCUGGCCCUGCCGCACCUCCCCCUCCCCCUCCUCCGCCUCCUCCUCCCCCACCGCCACCCCCCAGCCCCAUGGAGGUGUCCGUCCCCCUGCCCCCGCCUCCACCGCCUAUGGCCCCCCCACUUCCCGGCUGCGGAUCCCCCACCGUCAUCUUCAACUCAGGAUUAGCGGCCGUGAAGAUUAAGAAGCCCAUCAAGACCAAGUUCCGCAUGCCCGUGUUUAACUGGGUGGCACUGAAGCCUAACCAAAUCAACGGCACGGUGUUCAAUGAGAUCGACGACGAGAGGAUACUGGAGGACCUGAACGUGGAAGAGUUUGAGGAGAUGUUCAAGACGAAAGCACAGGGCCCGGCCUUGGACGUGAGCAUGAGCAAGACCAAGAUCAUCCAGAAGGGUCCCAACAAGGUGGCGCUGCUGGAUGCCAACCGGGCGAAGAACAUGGCUAUCACCCUGAGGAAAGUGGGCAAGGCCCCCGAGGAGAUCUGCAAGGCCAUUCAGCUGUUUGACCUGCGCACCCUGUCAGUGGACUACGUGGAGUGCCUGAUGCGUUUCCUGCCCACGGAGAACGAGGUGAAGAUCAUGCGUCAGUACGAGAAGGAAAGGAAGCCGCUCGAGGUGCUGACAGACGAGGACCGCUUCAUGAUGCACUUCAGUAAAAUCGAGCGGCUCAUGCAGAAGAUGACCAUCAUGGCCUUCAUCGGCAACUUCUGUGAGAGUGUCCAGAUGCUGACACCGCAACUUCACGCGAUUAUCGCAGCGUCUGUGUCAAUAAAGUCCUCACAGAAACUCAAGAAAAUUCUUGAGAUUAUCCUGGCUCUUGGAAACUACAUGAAUAGCAGUAAACGUGGAGCAGUGUACGGUUUUAAACUACAAAGUUUAGAUUUGCUUCUAGACACCAAGUCGACAGACCGGAAACUGACACUGCUGCACUACAUAGCCAACGUGGUGAAGGAGAAGUACCACCAAGUGAAUCUGUUCUACAAUGAACUGCAUUAUGUGGAGAAGGCUGCCGCAGUGUCGUUGGAAAACGUUCUGCUGGACGUGAAGGAGCUCCAGCGUGGCAUGGACCUGACCAAGCGGGAGUACAGCAUGCAUGGCCACAACACCAUGCUGAAAGACUUCAUCACACAUAAUGAGGGCAAGCUGAAGAAGCUGCAGGAUGACGCCAAGAUCGCACAGGAUGCCUUCGACGAGGCUGUCAAAUUCUUUGGCGAGAAUUCCAAAACAACGCCUCCGUCCGUGUUUUUCCCGGUGUUUGUGCGCUUUGUCAGGGCCUACAGGCAAGCGGAGGAGGAUAACGAGCAGAGGAAGAGAGCAGAGCAGAUCAUGAUGGAGAGACUUCUGGAGCAGGAGGCCAUGAUGGACCAGGAAGACCAGAAGUCUCCAUCCCAUAAAAACAGUAGGAGCAGGAGCCAGCAGCACGAGCUGAUAGCUGAGCUGAAGAAGAAGCAGGUGAAAGACACAGGCAGCCGCCACGUCUACGAGGGGAAGGAUGGAGCAAUCGAAGACAUCAUCACCGCGCUAAAGAAGAAUAAUAUUACUAAAUUUCCAAAUGUCCACUCGAGGAUCUUCGAAAUCAGCCUUACAGACGAGCCGACGCGGUGAGGAGGAGUGUCAGGAGACGCUUUGACGACCAGAACUUGCGACCGGUCAAUAACGCUGAAGUGGUCAUGUGAUGAGGGAACAGUGCAUGUGCUAGGGGAGGCGUGAGGAGGGGGAGGGACAGGGAAAGUCUAGCAGCCUCUCUCUCUGAACCACUAAAGGAGAGGAAUAUUGAAAGAGAAGAAUGGACUGAAAAAAAGAUGAAUGGACUGAAGGAAAGAGAUAGAUGUGUCUGAAAGUUCAGUUAUAGGGAACCUUAGACAAGCCAAGUGCCUAAAACAUACUUUUUAUGUGAGAGUUUAUUUGUCUUUUGUCCGUCUGUCCGUAUUUUUUUUCUUCUUCAAGCAAUACAACUUGAACUGGCUUUAACUGUAUUUUCUUUUUAUGUGUAAACUGGACACAGACGUCUGUAGGGGAAUUCCUGAAAGAGAUUUUUCCUGAGAGAAGUGUAGAAUGUAUACGGGAUAUGGUUCCCUCAGCGGUCGAGAGGUAUUUCGCCACAGGUGGUGAUAUUAUAUAGUUUGUAUCUUAUUUACAUUCCCGGUGCUACUGCCAUUGCUCUUGGAAUUACAGAGUGCUCGAGAGGAACUUUUUAAAAACUCAUUAGCUUUUCCAUUGUUACUAAAGGGCUAAUGGACUUUUUAAAGGGCAAAUGUCAUAGGUUAGUAUUACAAAGCAAAGAUCCAAAACUAAUAUGCUUAAUGAAAGUACUUAAGCAAAUAUGGGGUCACGUAUGUAUGCCGACGUGACCACAGUUAGGGAAAUCAUCUUAAAGAUAAUAUAAAGAGAUCUCUCAAGUCAAGACCAGGUUAAUGUGAAAGUGUAUAUAGACAAGCCUCCUCAAUAUUACGGUUAAUACGGAAUUAACAUCUCAUUCAUCAGUGUUAUUAUGGUUAGUGGACCAAGCCGUAAAAUAUUAGCUUUAUCUGGAUAAACUACAUUGUGUGCUCACAUUGACCUCAAGUGCCAUUCACAUACCUUUCUGUUUAGUGGUUGGUGGGUCUCUGGUGACUUUAGGAUUGGACGGCCAAACAACCAUCCAGAACUAAAAGUGACUAAAAGUGAAAGAUAAAUAUGCUCCAACAAAGACAUAUCAGCAGCCAGGUGUAGACACUGCAAGAAAGGCACAUUCAGCUACUUGAGGAGCUUGACAUUAAAACUGGAUUCCCAGGGGGUUUUUUUAACUCUGAAAAAUCACCUGAUUGAUCUCUAGGCAAUGGUCUACUCACAAUAAUUGUAUGUUUAAUGUAUAGUAUUUAACCACUCAAAACUUUCCAUUCAGUUGUGCUCAUCUGACCCACUUUGACAUGAGCGUCAGUCGUUUCUGAUGUGUUGAUUUCAAACACGGUAGAACAGAAAGUACACAACCGUUUUCUAAAUGUACAGAUAUUUUGCUACAGAUUUGUUGCAUUGUUUUUUACGUCUUAAUCCACUCAUUAACAUAUGGUUAAUACUGUACAUAUUGUUUAAAACAAAGUUUGCAACACCCUGUUCUAUACAAUUUGAAUGUUAUUUUAACUUAUAGUUUAUUUUUUUCUUCUCAUUUUGUAUAUUUAAGCAAAAACCCACCUGUCUUCUCUUUAACAGAAAGGAUCUAGUGUGUGGAGCAGAAUGCUUUGUUGUCACACUUGCCUGACAGUAAAAAGGCUUUUUGAUUAGAAGCGCAUCCUAAAUAGUAUCCUAUUCCCUGUAUAGUACACUACUAACAGAUAGGGCUCAGAUGUAGCGUCUUCAUAGGAAAUAGGUUAACAUUAAGGAUGCAACCAAUUGAUGUUCAGACAAGCAUUCUGCAGUCUCGGGACCAUAAAUGUACAUGUUGAAGCGUGUGCAACAAACCACUCAUCUCCAUAUUUCCUACGUGAUCUCUUGACCACUCAUCAGCUUCAUUCAUUAGACUGGAUAAUACUGGCAUGUUUUCCCUUUUCAAAAAAAUUUAUUUUUAGACCUUGUGUGCUUAUUACCAUUUUUUUUUUUUAAAGUUAGAUUCUCUUAGAUUCUCUGAGUGAUCAAUGCAUCUGAUCAAAUAAACCAUUUACACUAUUGUGUUUUUA
This is a messenger RNA of Esox lucius (northern pike), 6179 nucleotides long. RefSeq names its product formin-like 2a (gene fmnl2a). NCBI's taxonomy places the organism in Eukaryota, Metazoa, Chordata, Actinopteri, Esociformes, Esocidae. The coding region runs from base 811 to 4131 and encodes 1106 amino acids. The transcript has 29 exons. The record is from RefSeq and is a predicted model, not a curated record. Gene Ontology annotation, molecular function: small GTPase binding; actin filament binding. Gene Ontology annotation, biological process: regulation of cell shape; cortical actin cytoskeleton organization; cell migration. Gene Ontology annotation, cellular component: cytosol.